GGGCUGGGGUAAGAUCAACCGACUUCCGGCCAGGCCGUUGUCUGGGUGGCGCGGUCGAGUCAUCGUUGGGCCUCGCCGCUUCGAUCUCCUAUCCCUUCCCCCCCACCCCCCGCCCCAGCGCGGGGGGUCGACCAGUCAAGUGGCGCGGGAGGCGUCUCGGAUCUUCCCCUUCAUUUCGCUGUGGCCAGCUCCCUGGCUCCCCGCGCUGGGGGUCUGGGGUCCUUGGGGGCCCGCGAGGCCCGGUCUGAGGGGCCGGGGCCUACGUGGGCCCGCCGCUGGGCCCCAUGAGGCAUAGCCUGACCAAACUGCUGGCGGUCUCAGGCAGCGACUCCCCAACCCGCAGCGAGAGUCCGGCGCCGGCCGCGACCUGCUUGCUGCCCCCGGACCUGACCCGGGCGGCGGCGGCUGCAGCGGCGGCGGCGGAGGAGGAAGAGACGGCGGCGGCCGGAUCUCCCGGCCGCAAGCAGCCGCGCGGCGACGAGGGCGAGUUGGAGGCCGGGAGGGGGGGCCGCGGCGGCGUGGCCGUGCGCGCGCCCUCGCCCGAGGAGAUGGAGGAGGAGGCGAUCGCCAGCGUCCCCGGGGAGGAGACGGAGGACAUGGACUUUCUGUCCGGGCUGGAACUGGCAGAUCUUUUGGACCCCCGGCAACCGGACUGGCACCUGGAGCCCGGACUCAGCUCGCCCGGGCCUCUCUCGUCGUCCGGCGGAGGCUCGGAUAGCGGCGGCCUGUGGAGAGGGGACGACGACGACGAGGCCGCGGCUGCCGAGAUGCAGCGCUUUUCUGACCUGCUGCAGAGGCUCUUAAACGGCAUCGGAGGCUGCAGCAGCGGCAGUGACAGUGGCAGCGGCGAAAAGAGGCGGAGAAAGUCCCCAGGAGGAGGCGCGGGCAGCAGCGGCAACGACAACAACCAGGCGGCGACAAAGAGUCCCCGGAAGGCGGCGGCGGCUGCUGCCCGUCUCAAUCGGCUGAAGAAGAAGGAGUACGUGAUGGGGCUGGAAAGUCGAGUCCGGGGUCUGGCAGCCGAGAACCAGGAGCUGCGGGCCGAGAAUCGGGAGCUGGGCAAGCGCGUGCAGGCACUGCAGGAGGAGAGUCGAUACCUACGGGCCGUCUUAGCCAACGAGACCGGACUGGCUCGCUUGCUGAGCCGGCUGAGCGGCGUGGGACUGCGGCUGACCACCUCGCUCUUCAGAGACUCGCCCGCCGGUGACCAUGACUACGCUCUGCCCGUGGGAAAGCAGCAGCAGGACCUACUGGAAGAGGACGACUCGGCGGGAGGAGUGUGUCUUCAUGUGGACAAGGAUAAGGUGUCGGUGGAGUUCUGCUCGGCGUGCGCCCGGAAGGCGUCGUCUUCUCUUAAAAUUUUCUUUUUUAGGUGAUUUCCUUCCUGCCAGGCUCCGUUGUAGGGGUUACAGAACAGUCGUUCCCGCCUCACAACCUGUGGAUACAGCUGUUGGGGCAGAAGAGACGGGACCAGCUGCUGGCCACAUUUCCUGCUUUAUUUUAAAAGGUAGUAUAAGAAAUGAGGAAAAAGAGGUAAUAUCAGGGCUUCUGCUGUCUUUUAUUUUAAAAUGUUCAUAAUUAAAAAGUAUUUUCCAGCAGUCCAAAGAUGUAAGUUAUCUUACACAUAAAGUGUUCUGUUGUUAUUUGGUUAUAAAAAUGGAAUCCUUGUUCUUGCACAACUGUAAAUGUUUUGUUGCUAGAUAACACAAUUUGAGACCUAACUUGGUCUCUGGUUUCCAGUGCAUUACAGCAUAUUUUGUAAAAUCAUCUACUGCACUUGAGCAUGAAUGGGUAAUAGCCAAACUCACAACCUGGAGUGAUGAACCUGCUUAUACCUAAGUGCAGGAGCAAGCCCCUCACAAUGCAGCUGCAUGGAUUUUUAGUGCCUACUGAAUUAUAUAUAUAUAUAUAUAUAUACACACACACACACACACAAACCAAAAGUAGUUGGAAAAAUUAUUUGAAAUGACUAAUUUGUGCUAUCUCUAUGGAAUAUGUUAAAUGUAGCUUUUUGAAACAGAAGCCUUGAAUUGAAAUUUAAUUAAUACUUGAACAUUUUGUAUAUAUUUCUUUGUAUAUAAUUUUGUGCAGUACCAAUGACAAAAAUAUGGUGUCAUAAUAAAACCAGGUUUGUUGAUCUUUCA
Acinonyx jubatus (cheetah) is the source of this 2144-nucleotide messenger RNA. It is a transcript of the gene CREBZF, whose product is annotated as CREB/ATF bZIP transcription factor. The record is from RefSeq and is a predicted model, not a curated record. Gene Ontology annotation, biological process: regulation of transcription by RNA polymerase II. Lineage: Eukaryota; Metazoa; Chordata; Mammalia; Carnivora; Felidae. Gene Ontology annotation, molecular function: DNA-binding transcription factor activity; transcription cis-regulatory region binding. Gene Ontology annotation, cellular component: nucleus. The transcript is spliced from 3 exons. Bases 285 to 1376 code for a protein of 363 amino acids.